AUAAAGUGACUCACAGACCCGAAAGACUGGGAUAACACACGUGUGGAAUAUGGUCGUCAAUAUACGUGUGUCAUUUACCCCAGUAACGAGAUGGUAGAUCCUGUCCACCUAGGCGAUCGCUGUCGGAGCAAACUAAUAUAAACAAUUAAUGGCGAAAAUAAAUGAGUACCUGGGUAGCGACUGUUGGGUAUCGUGUAAUUUCUAGCUCGAAGCCUCAAGCUCCAGACGUGGCUCCCUUUUUUGUUUAUACAUUUUCUACGUUUCCCUCCAUUCUUUUACGCUGCUUCAUCCAACCAAACACCAAAACAACUUCGCCAUGCACGUACCAAGUCUUGCUCUCUUGUGCUUUUGCACGCUUGCGGCCCUUGUUAGCGGCUCCCCCGGAGGAAGAUGGCCUAUCGGCCUAGGCAUGAGCAAAUACGUUUCUUCGUUCCUCGGAGGCGCGGUUAUAAAUAUAAACCAAACCGAAACCACAGGAAAAGAAGAUAAACUGCCCGCCAUACGCACUGUUUCAGCCGAGUGGAAUAUACCAUGGAGCAAGGCACCCGACAAUGCAGACCUCAGCAACCCCAACAACCGACAUUCUCUAGCACAGUGGGUCGGAAUUCUUGGGAACGACUGUGCUAAUAAGAACUGGUAUCCAUUUCUCCAGGCAGGGACGAAUGUCGAGAUGGACGAACAUGGCGCGACCGUUGCGGGCGCUUGGGUCGAGUGGUUUCCAGCCGGAGCCCACCCCAUCCCCAAGGAAGACUUCGCGGUCAGUCCCGGUGACCAAAUAAUCGUAGUAGUAAAUGUGUACACUCGCAUAUUGGGCCAUGUAUAUAUGAAGAACCUCCGCACCGGCCAAGAAUAUGCAGCGGAAGUGGAAGCAGACUCACCCGAGGACCCAAAGUUUCAGAUUUGCCUUGGCUCUGGUGUCGCUCAGUUCUUCCAGGAAUGGGACAUCGCGAAAGACAGAGCAGAUCUACCGAUCUUCAGUAAUGUUACAUUUUCUGGCAUGACAGCUAUAGAUCGACGUGGUGAAUUUUAUGAUCUCACUUCAGGAACGGAGGACUACUGGACCAUGAUCGAUGCGGGGAGGCAAGUUGCCAUACCGGAGGGAAUUGACAGCAAGAGUUUUGUAGUUUACUCCCCCCAGGGGAGGACAUGGAUUCCACGCAGCAGUCAAUAGCACUAGUCGAUAGUCCUUUACCCAACAGAUUUAAUAGUACACGGCUCUAUUAUCCAUUAGCAUCCAUAAUAUAUUUCUAGCGCUGGCGGCAAUGA
Daldinia loculata is the source of this 1266-nucleotide messenger RNA. RefSeq names its product concanavalin A-like lectin/glucanase. The record is from RefSeq and is a predicted model, not a curated record. Bases 317 to 1171 code for a protein of 284 amino acids. Gene Ontology annotation, biological process: proteolysis. NCBI's taxonomy places the organism in Eukaryota, Fungi, Ascomycota, Sordariomycetes, Xylariales, Hypoxylaceae. The transcript has 3 exons. Gene Ontology annotation, molecular function: glutamic-type endopeptidase activity.